Molecule: messenger RNA, 798 nt
Organism: Penicillium atrosanguineum
Lineage: Eukaryota; Fungi; Ascomycota; Eurotiomycetes; Eurotiales; Aspergillaceae
Product: class I SAM-dependent methyltransferase
Exons: 1
Coding region: 1-798 (265 amino acids)
Molecular function (GO): methyltransferase activity
Source: RefSeq, a predicted model, not a curated record
AUGCAAGUCUACACAAACGAUCACUCCUCCUCCGUCCUCCAAACCCACAAAUGGCGCACCCUCGCCAACUCUUCCCCGCACCUCCUCCCUCACAUCCUCCCAGCCAUGAAAAUCCUCGACAUAGGCUGCGGUCCUGGAAGCAUAACCCUCGACUUCGCACGACAUGUUCCACGAGGCCACGUGAUUGGCCUAGAAUACGUAUCCGAUCCGCUUCCAGCUGCGCGCACACUCGCACGGGAACAGGGAAUAUCGAAUGUCGAGUUCAUGGAGGGUGAUAUCCACUCUCUGCCGUUUCCUGAUGAGAGUUUCGAUAUCGUCCAUGUUCAUCAAGUGUUACAGCAUAUCGCUGAUCCUGUAAGGGGUCUCAAAGAGAUGAGGCGUGUUGUGAAGAAAGGCGGGAUUGUCUCUGCGCGUGAGUCUGCGGGGAUGGAAUGGCAUCCUGCCAAUGAAGGAAUUCUGAAAUGGAAGGAGAUUUCUGGAAAAAUGGGGAAAGCUAGAGGGGGUAAUCCGCAUCCUGGAGCUAGGAUUCAUGUUUGGGCUAUGGAGGCCGGGUUUGAGGAGAGUAUGGUGAAGAGGAGUACUGGGAGUUGGUGUUUCUCUAGUCCCGCGGAGAGGAGGUAUUGGGGUGGGAGUAUGAUGGAGAGGGCGAAGUCGAGUGGGUUUUCGAAAGGGGCUGUCGAAGGGGGAUUUGCAAGUGAGAAGGACUUGGAGGUUAUUGCGAAUGGUUGGGGACGGUUUGUGGAGGAAAAGGACGGAUGGUUUGGGUUGCUGCAUGGGGAGGUCCUGUGCUGGAAGUGA